Messenger RNA from Talaromyces rugulosus, 3270 nucleotides. RefSeq lists its product as uncharacterized. Gene Ontology annotation, molecular function: structural constituent of ribosome; protein-N-terminal amino-acid acetyltransferase activity. Gene Ontology annotation, cellular component: ribosome; NatB complex; cytoplasm. The transcript is spliced from 11 exons. The record is from RefSeq and is a predicted model, not a curated record. The coding region runs from base 1 to 3270 and encodes 1089 amino acids. Gene Ontology annotation, biological process: translation; N-terminal peptidyl-methionine acetylation. Lineage: Eukaryota; Fungi; Ascomycota; Eurotiomycetes; Eurotiales; Trichocomaceae.
AUGUCUGCCCAAACAGAUGUCGUUUUUCACCGGCGCAAUAAACCAAUACAGGAGGCCAUCGACUCUCGAAACCUGAAGCAGGCGCUGCAGCUGAUAGAUAAACGGGUGAAAAAGGGCGAGGAUACGCGGUUUUUAAAGGCAUGGAGAGCUCACAUUCUGUAUCUGCAUCCAGAUGAGAUACACGCGCAACAGGGCAUUACUGCUACCCUUAAUUUGUGUCGACUUGAGCCACCGGCCACGGAUUUAGAUACCCUGCAACUGCUGCACUCGACCCUCCGCCAGCUCAAGGGCCAUGAUGACGUCGCCAGGUCUAUCUGGGAAAAGGCAGCAAAGGCGAAGCCGCAGGAACUGGAGAUUCAGUCUCAGUGGUUCUCAAUCUCAUUUGAGGCGGAUGACUGGAAAUCUGCCCAGAAGGCGGCAAUGAGUCUUCAGGUCAAUUUCCCGAAACAGCGCAAAUACUACUUCUGGGCUAUCUUUCUGUGCUAUCUUUUGGCCGUGGACUCGGCCUCGUCGGAUCAAGAACGGAAGCUCUUUGGGACUCUGGCUUAUCGAAUGAUUUCCAAAGCAGCCGAGAGUGUGCCAAGCGAUCCGAAAGAAUUGUUGAGUCCGCCACGCGCCAUCCAGAGCCAAGAAGAGCUCUUCCUUCUCCUAAAGAUUUUCCAAUCACAAGACCGAAACGACGAGAUUCUAAAAAUUCUCGGCAGUGAGAGCCUCGGCUUGAAGUCUCGAAUUGUCCAGAAUGAUUGGUUCUUCGUUAGAGAAAAGAUACUUUGCUUGGGAAGAUCAGAGAAAUGGGCAGAGAGUCUCGACUUUGCGAGGGAUUUUCUGUCUAUGCCCGACGAGGAUGCCAAGGCCCAGACGCUUUUGAAAGAAAGAGAUGAUUGGGAGGUUUGGACUCUCUUGUUGUCAUCGGCCAAGAAAGACAACACUGAAGAAACAACUCAGAAUGUCCUUGAAUUCCUCCAAAACUUUGUCAAACGAUUUCAAAAGUCGCGCAAUGGCCAUCUGGCCCUUCUCGACUUCUCGUCUUGGAGACUACAGACUGGUGCGUUGACGCAGCCGGGAUAUCUUGCUGCUUGCCAGGAGUAUUUUGAUUUCAACCGUGGGAAGUUGUAUUGCUUCGAGGAUGUGCGAAAAUACGCAACACAUCUUGACAAAGAUCACAUCAUCAAGCUGGUCGAGUACGCUUUGGAAAAAGUAAACUCUCAAAAAGACAUGUCAAAUACAGCCCAGCAGAUUACAGUCAUCAACGCAUUUAAACUGGAAUACUGCUUCAGCUUAUUCUCUUCUGAGAACACAUCGACAAAGAAAGUGGAAGACUUUGUGGCCCGCUGUCUGAAGAUCUACCGCGUAACCAAACAGCCCGAGUCAUCAGCGACAACGAUUGAAACUCAGCCAAGAGACGACCUCGGGCUACUUGUCGUCAUGAGCCUCAUCCGCAUGGGCGAUCAUUGGCAGCGCGUCCAGCUCCAAAAGGGCCCUAGCACUGAGCUAAUCCGCGCAGCAGCUCUGCUAGAGCAUUUCCUACAGGACUCGCCGCACAACUAUCAGCUACUCCUUCUCCUCGUCCGAGUGUACCUCCUUCUGGGAGCAGGAUCGAUCGCCAUGAAGACAUUUAGCAGACUAUCUGUGAAACAAGUACAGAACGAAACUGUUUCCCAUAAUCUGUUCACGCGUCUUGCCACUAUCCAUCCUCAAGGGGGCCCCCCUAUUGAAGCCGAAUACAAGGAUUUCAUUCCCGAGGUCGCCCUCAACCAGGCCAUCUUAUUCUAUGGGAGCGCAGAUAGAACAUCUAACAAACAACGCAACAGCGGUAUGAACCUGGGGAGCUACGUCAACGUAGAAGGAACCAUCGAGCUGCAAAAGCGCUUGAAACAGAGUAUCUGCAAAUACAUGUGGGCUCUUGAGGGACGGCGCAUCGACCGGCUUAUUGGCUCAAACAGGAUAGACCGACAUGCCGAUCUCAUCUCGAAUGUUCCCGAACUGUUUGAUCAACGAAAAUUUGAUGCUUUCUUGAACUGCGAGCCACUGGAUCAAUCAACGUUUGAAGAGAAAAUGCGACUGGGACCUCUGCCAAAGCAAACAUGGAUGCGGUUCACGCGUACAAUUGACCGAAUUUUCACAAUUUCCAACCAGCUACUCUUGCAGAAACCAGUCAAAACAGACGUCGAACUUCCAGACCUUGGAGAACUGACUUUAUCUGAUGUGCAAGACAUGACACUAGCCGAGAAACAAAACUCUGGUAUUCACACUGUGUUGCUAAAAGCCGUGCUAUUACUCGCAGAUUCAAAGUCAGUGCCAGGCCAGGAGAUCGACAUGCUGCUCAAACAAGCGGAAGAAUGGCUUGUGCAGACGCUACCAUCUAUUUCGAGCGAGAACACGCUAGACGACAUAACGAUUUCGAUACCUUCUACAAAGCUACGAGUGCCUUCGUGGCUGUUCUUCCAUAGCAAUUACUCGAUUGUUGAGACCGUCAAGGCUCUGUCAUUGCUGUUAUCUGUGGCCAAAUCAAAGAAAUCGCCCAAGGGCGGCGCAAAACCCUCCAGGGAUCUCAUCGAGCGCCUCGUCGAGCUUGUCAACCAGGUUCACGAAGCGAUCAAGACCAAUGCUAAAGCCUUGAGAUCGAAUGUCAUGGGAUCCGGCAUUCUGGGCUCCAUGACCGAUCUGGUCUUCUACAAAGAUUCACAAGACGAGGGCGGCGAGCUUCAAAAAGAGCUCGAGGACAGCUUGGACUCCAGUGCCGUCGAGAUCCUCUGUGGAGAGUUGAUGGAAAGCUGGGAGGAAGCACUUGGAGGCAUCCCCCACCCGCCUAAACCUGUUUUGUCCAUGCGCCCGAAUUGGCGAGCACAUCGAUCGCUCCCGCGUUUGACCUCGUCUGCUUGUCUCGAAGAACUUUUCGACAAAACGAGCAACAACAACCACCCAAGUCCGACCUUUCCUUCCAACACAACCGUCGCAAUGGCUAAGGAACGUUCCGGUAUCAUUGUCGGCUUGAACAAGGGUCACAAAACGACCCCUGUCGAGAGCAAAGCCCGCAUCAGCCGCAGCAAGGGCCGUCUCUCACGCCGCACCGCUUUCGUCCGCGAAAUCGUCAAGGAGGUCGCCGGUCUUGCUCCGUACGAGCGCCGCGUUGUCGAAUUGUUGAGAAACUCGCAAGACAAGCGCGCCCGCAAGCUCGCCAAGAAGAGGCUCGGUACCAUCGGCCGCGCCAAGGCCAAGGUCGACGAGAUGCAAAAGGUCAUCGCCGAAGCCAGACGGGCUGGUCACUAG